Phyllopteryx taeniolatus (common seadragon) is the source of this 3401-nucleotide messenger RNA. It is a transcript of the gene ptpn3, whose product is annotated as protein tyrosine phosphatase non-receptor type 3. Gene Ontology annotation, biological process: protein dephosphorylation. The record is from RefSeq and is a predicted model, not a curated record. Bases 306 to 2906 code for a protein of 866 amino acids. Lineage: Eukaryota; Metazoa; Chordata; Actinopteri; Syngnathiformes; Syngnathidae. Gene Ontology annotation, cellular component: cytoplasmic side of plasma membrane; cytoplasm; cytoskeleton. Gene Ontology annotation, molecular function: protein tyrosine phosphatase activity; protein binding. The transcript is spliced from 27 exons.
UGAUGAGAAGUGUCCCGGAUAUUCGCCUUCCUCCUCCGCUUGGGUCGUCGGACGCCGUCGCCGUCGCCGCCGCCGCCGCCGCUCACUCGCCUCUGAAGCGGGACGACGGAGUGCGAUCCAUUAAUCGUUUACCUGGAAGCCAAGACAGGACUGGGCACACUCGCAUGCAUGCCGGGACAUUCCUCCAGCACCCUUGACGAGUGCCAGUGAAUGCAUUCGAAGUGUACGUGUGCAGCCUGCAACUCCCAAAAAAAAUGGGUCCGUGACCAGCACGAGGGGCCGGUGUGGUUACCGCGGUAACAGACAUGCCAAAUCCGGACCUGCUCUGCCUAGUUCAGCUGCUGGACGGCACCAUCGAGACCUUCCGAGUCAACAAGCAAGAUGAAGGUGUGGUUCUGUUGGACCGAGUGUGCGACCACCUGGGCCUGCAGGAGAGGCAGCUCUUCAGUCUGCAGAUCAGAGAGUCCGGCACAGCCGUCACCUCCGUCGCAGCCGACGCGCACUCGCCCAGAUGGUUGGAGCCUGAGAAACCCUUGAAGAAGCAGCUAAAAGGUCUGGCGUGUCCCUUUUAUCUAAACUUCCGGGUGCGCUUCUUCAUUUCCGAUCCCAACUCUCUGCAGCGUGAACAGACGAGGAACCUUUACUUCCUCCAGAUCAGGACUGACAUUAAAGAGGGCAGGUUGCAGUGCCCGCUGAGUUCGGCCGUCGUGUUGGCCUCUUACGCCGUCCAGUCCGAGCUGGGGGACCACAGCCCGUCCCAGCAAAGCGGUUACUUGUCGAAGUGCCACUUCAUCCCCGGGCAGGACGAGAACUUUGUAUCCAAAGUGGAGGAGCUGCAUCCCAAGCACAACGGUCUGACGAAGAGUGAGGCAGAGCUGUGUUUCCUCAACACGGCCCGGACGUUGGAGCUGUACGGCGUGGAGCCGCACGCCGCCCUGGACACCAACCAUGCCCCUCUCACGGUGGGCUUGGCAUCAAGCGGCGUUGCCGUAUUCUGUAAUAUGGUUUGCUCCAGUUUCUUCCCCUGGGGGAACAUUAUCAAGAUUUCAUUUAAGAGGAAGCGCUUCUUCAUACAUCUCAAGCGCAAACAUGGGGAGACCCGGGACUGCCUGGUGUCGCUGGUUCUGCCGUGCUCCAAGACCUGCAAGAACCUGUGGCGCUCCUGUGUGGAUCAUCACUCCUUCUUCAGCUGCAACCGCAGCGCCGGGAGCCCCAAACGCAACGAAAGCGACGUUCAUUCCUACAGGCAGCUGAUUACUCAGCACCUGGGCCUGGCGAACAGUAAAAACGAAAGCGGUCCGGUUUGCCAACGUGUAGUGGGCGGGAUGGUGUGGAACCCAGUCCUGCGCCGGUCCAUUUCGUCAGAAUAUUUGGAAACAAAGAGUCUGCCGUCUAGAUCGCCCCCCAGCGCGCCCAACUGGCGGAGUCCUCGCGUUCGCCACGGCGUCCGCAAAGUGCGCCCGUCGUCCAUGGAGCUGAGCGGCGAGCAGAAAGACGCGUCGGAGGGCGAAGACGUCUUCUACACGUACAGGGCGUCCGUCGGCAGCAGCGAGGGGGACGCGUCGCCGCAUCAGUUGGGCGAGAUCUUGUUGCAAGCUGAUGACGGCGCAGCAGAAGACGACGGCGUCAGCGGCUCCGUCUACAGCAACAAGCAGGCCCUCAGCGAGGGCGACCUGCUGCUGGUACGCAUUGCCCCUGAUCACGAGGGCAAGUUUGGCUUCAAUGUUAAAGGCGGGGUGGAUCAGAAGAUGGCUCUCGCCGUAUCCCGCGUUAGACCUGACUCUCCGGCCGGUCGAUGUGAGCCCAAACUGCUGGAGGGUGACCAGGUGGUGCUCAUCAACGGUCGAGACAUUUCCGAACACACGCACGACCAGGUGGUCAUGUUCAUACGGGCCAGCAGAGAGUCGCACUCCCGGGAGCUGGCCCUGCUCGUCAAACGCAAAGGUCCCGGCCGAGCGGCGGCACUCCUGCUGCCGUCCCCGGCCCUCGCCCUCACCGCUCAGUCCCAGGGUGACGCGCCGCCGUCUCCCGGCCGCUCGGAGCGGGUCGCCACGCUGGACGAAUCCAUGCGACUGUUGGAGAGAGGAAUUCAGUCGGGAACGCUGUGCUUCCAUUUCGAGAAUUUAUACAGGAGGAAGCCCGGCUUGUCGCUAAGCUGCGCUCGGCUUCCCAAGAACAUGGACAAGAAUCGCUACAGGGACAUUUUACCCUAUGACGCAACCAGAGUCACCCUCCAGGGCCAGGACGACUACAUCAACGCCAGCCACGUCGCGGUGGAACCUCCGGUGUCUGGGGUGUGUUUACGUUAUGUUGCAGCUCAGGGUCCACUGCCGCAGACCUGCGCUCACUUUUGGCAAACUGUUUGGGAGCAGCAGUCGCACACCGUUGUCAUGCUUACAACUCUGACGGAGCGGGGAAGGACCAAGUGCCACCAGUACUGGCCGCAUCCGCCGGAAGGCAAGGAUUACGGACACGUGCGGGUGAAGUGUCACUCGGAGGAGUGCAACCUGGCCUACGUGACGCGGCAGUUCACCCUCACGCACACUCAGCGGGGCGAAGAGCGUGCGGUCACGCACCUGCAGUACGUGGCGUGGCCCGACCACGGCGUACCCGACGACCCCUCCGACUUCCUGCUGUUCGUCGGCUCGGCGCGGGAGAGGAGGCGAGCCCGAGAGCCUCUCGUGGUGCACUGCAGCGCCGGGAUCGGACGGACGGGCGUUCUGAUCACCAUGGAGACGGCGCUGACGCUGCUGGAUCGGGGGCUGCCGGUGUUUCCGCUGGACAUUGUCAAAACACUGAGAGAUCAGCGAGCCAUGAUGAUUCAGACCACGUGUCAGUUCCAGUUUGUGUGCGAGGCCAUCCUGCGAGUCUACAAGGAGAAGCAAGGGGGCUCUGCGGCCCCGUAGCCCAAAUCAGAACGAGCACCAGAGGAAAUUGAGCCUCGUAACUUCCACUCGAGCGACUCCCACCGAGGGGCUGACGAGCACCGUGAGAGACGAACCUCUGUUGCACCUGCGGUGUCGCGAGGCGGUCUGGGUGAGAACGACGUCGCGUCCGAACGCAGCCGGAUGUGAGCUCUGUAGCUGUGAUCAAAUUGGACCAUUUGAAUUUUAAACUCGUCCGCCUUAACGCUCUGCCUACGGCGCCGACCGACCUUGAAUGCGACGCACGAAACGAAUUGAGGUCGCGAAGCUCAGGAAUAAGUUAGCCUCGUCUGCAGGACGGCGGACGGAAGAAGGCGGCGUGAUAUGUUGUAAUGUGUGCUUUGUGUGUUUAAAAGGCCUUUUAGUAGAGGAGCACAAGUGUGUGUACUACACAAAAUACUGCGUUGGGGUACUGUGGUGUUGCUGCCACUUUUCAAUUAAAUUAUUCUCACCGUGAAAUAAACACUGCUUUGUACA